Messenger RNA from Serpula lacrymans var. lacrymans S7.9, 939 nucleotides. RefSeq lists its product as uncharacterized. NCBI's taxonomy places the organism in Eukaryota, Fungi, Basidiomycota, Agaricomycetes, Boletales, Serpulaceae. Gene Ontology annotation, cellular component: mitochondrion. The coding region runs from base 1 to 939 and encodes 312 amino acids. The record is from RefSeq and is a predicted model, not a curated record. Gene Ontology annotation, molecular function: (3R)-hydroxyacyl-[acyl-carrier-protein] dehydratase activity. The transcript has 3 exons.
AUGACAUUGCUCUUCCCAAGGCUCAUCCACGGACGACGAUUCGUUUCUACAUCAGCCUUACAUGUGGAAGGCCUUGAUAAAUGGAUUGCGUCCAAAAAGCAGCUUGUCUUGCAUGAUACACUCCGGGCUGAACAUCUCUCUGAUCUCUAUAUUACACUGCCCACUCGUGAUGGUGGACAAGGACGACCAUACCAACCUCCCAGAGAUGGUACACAGUUAAGCUUCGGACACCAUCUAGUAUUCUUCCACCCUCGUAAUCCUGAGUCAACACUGCGUGCAGAUGGGACAGACACUGAUUUCUGUCCCCCUGAGCCAUUCACGCGCCGAAUGUGGGCAGGAGGAUCCAUGAUAUGGAACCGUAACAGUCCGCUGCUGGUCGGGAGCAAAGCGACAGCGGUGUCUACGUUAGAGAAGAUUGAAAAGAAAGGAUUUGAGAAGAAUACACCCAUGGUUUUCGUUAAGCAGAAGAUCGAAAUAACUAUCGAGGGCUCAAAUGAACCGUCUGUAGUCGAGGAGAGGUCUCAUGUAUACCUAACAUCGGGCGGAAACAAGCGUCUGGCACGCGAAGUCCAAGGGCUGCCAACACCAGAUUUUUCCUUUCACUUCACACCAAGCCUAACGACACUGUUCCGUUUCUCUGCUCUGACUUUCAACGGCCACUAUAUCCAUCUCGACAAGGAUUAUGCACAGAAAACUGAGGGCUAUCCUGAGAGACUCGUCCAUGGCCCUCUCACGGCUCUCAUGCUACUAGAAGCAGUCGUGUUCCAGAAACCUGGUUUGAAGAUAAAGUCCUUCGAUUACCGAGCAAGAAACCCCGUCAUAGUUAGUCGACCAGUGAUUAUUAACGGAACCUGGAUGGACGAAUCGAGAGUGGAGUUAUGGUCAACGGACGACAAUGGUGUUGUGGGAAUGACAGGUUCUGUCACAUAUUCAAGAUAG